CCCGCGGCGCAUGCGCGGUGGCGGUGCCUGCUCCGCCGAGCGCACGUCGGACAGUUCGGGGGUAGCAGUAGCAGCGGGGUGGUGGCACAGCUCGGCCACCUCCGCUGCCCGCACAGCGUCUACCGGCGGGUCCUCACUUUGGUUUGUAGCGACUUGAUAUUUGCAAGGUCCCUGCCCGGACAGUAAUCAUCAUGGAUAGUGUGUUCUUAACAGAGGACAAAGCCAAUUCUUUGUUAAAAAGAUACCCAAGAGCCAACACCUUUCUGGAAGAAUUAAAGCCAGGUGACAUAGAACAUGAGUGCAGAGAAGAAAUCUGUAGCUAUGAAGAAGCAAGAGAAGCAUUUGAAAAUGAGGAAAGAACGAAGGAGUUCUGGAAAGUCUACAAAAACGGACUGCAGGGAGAAAGUAACACAGGACAUUCCUGGUAUUCAUUUUACCUUGCGUUUCCAUUAAUCAUUGGCCUUUUUGUCAUCCUCAUUGUCAUUUUUGUCAUAUGGAGAUGCCUGUUCAAAAAGAAAAUGCGUAGACAGUCAGUGUACGUGCAUAGGGGAGCCCACGAAGCGAUGAGUGAUGGUGCUGUGCCUGACAGAAGAGGUCCUCUUCCACCGCCUCUCAGCGUUGUUCAUUCCCCACAGGAGGAAAUGUAUGAAGUCGGUGGGCUCUCUCCAGGAGGCCUGAGCUAUGCAGAUGGACGAUCAGACUCAAUAUCCACAAGGCUCUCCAACUGUGAUCCUCCUCCUUCAUACGAGGAAGCCACUGGUGAAAUCAGCAUGAGAAGUGAAACUGAACAACAUUUAGAUCCACCUCCACAAUAUGAAGACAUUGUGAAUUCUGCUUCAGCCAGUGCAGUUGCACUGUCUCCUAUUGUCAGCAGUACUAAGUAAAGCAGGACGAAUGCUACAGACUUUAAAGAAAUUACUAAUCACUUUUGUAGCACUUUAUCUUGUCUUAUUAUGCAUUUCUAUAAUUUAAUGGACUUGUACAAUGAACUUCACUUUUGGUUAGAUUCACUUGUUCUUUGGGUUUGGGAUUUUUUGGCAGGUCUUAAAAGAUAAGGAAUCUGUAUUGAGAGUGUAGUGCAAGUACAAUGUGGUGCUCUGUCAUACUUCUCAGAAGUACCUCUGAUCUGAGGGGUGUCACUUGUUUGAUACCAAAUGUUGUCCACAUUCCCCACAAGAUUCAUGGAAUCCCUUCCCAUUUCCUGCUGCAGACUGUCAGAAUUGCCUGAAAUUGGGAAUUCUUAAGUGGCAUUUUUAGAUAGCUAUUUACACUAAAAGAGACUGAUUUUGCAGUAUCACCUCUUGUCAUCUUGGGGUUUUUUCCUUGCUUGGAUUUUUGUUAUGUGCUGCAGCUUAUCCUGGGCCCUUGGAAGGCUGAGAGCAGUUUGCCCUUGCGUUCACACCAGAGUGUGCUGGUGUAGUAGCAAUAAUUUCAGAGUCCUGGCAGAAGAGGUGUAUCCUAAAGCUUUUGCUGUUACAAGCCAAAAUUCUGCAGACAUUUAAAAUCUAACAAUUCGAGGUGGUAAUUCAUGAAUUUAUUAGUGUACAUUUUUGUCUGUGCUCUGCCUUUCCUCUCCCUUCUCCUCUCUGUUGGUAACUUUGUAUUCUAGAGGUGAGAAGUGUGCAUAUGUUAACUUCAGACUUGAAAAUUCGUGCAGCAGUAUAUAAUGAAAUAUUGACAUACUCAAGAGUGGAUAAAAUCCUGAUCAUAGUCUUCCUACCACAGUCUUCACUGGGACCUUAGGAUAUUAUCCAUAAACGUGUAAGUCCAAAGGUAUUCCUCUCCUUUUCAAAAGGGAAGAAAAAGGGAAAGCAUUCAGUGUGUGUGCCUUUUUUUUUCUCCCCCAACUUUGAAAUAAAAACUCCUUCCUCAAUUCCUGAUGCUCUUUUGCCUCUUGAGUAAGUACUUCCAUGUACCACAUGUGCAGGCUGUGGAAAUCCCCUGCAGAGAACACAGAUUCCUUUUUUCCAAGCAAAUAUAUUUAUUACCUGUCCAUUCCAACAAGGUGCUUGUGUUGCCAAAGUUAACAAUGAAUUAACACUGCUUGGAGUUUUCAUUCUCUCUCAGAGCAGUGUAGUGUUUUUAUCCAUGGCAUGAAUUCUUGAAGUGCACAACUCUUCUGUUUUUUCUUCUUUUUCACAGCUCUUAGGUUGCAGGUACUCAUCUAAGAGGUGCUGGGAAGCACAUGAGUCCAGGGUGGAUCCAGAAGUUGUGUGGUCAGCCUGGCUCUGCCCUCCAGCUGUGAGCUGCAGGGCCCACUUGGCAUAGGGCAAGACUGUGAAGACUCACUGUGUUGUAUUUCCUAGAAUACAACAGAGCUGUAGCCCCAAGCAUUAGUCUGGAGUGACUUUUUGAUAGAAUAGAGGCUUGUACAGAAUUCUAACCACCUGGUUUAGAUGCUGGUGAUAGUUAUGGUGGUGCCGGCUGUAGUGUGCCAAUUCUUUCUUUCCCAGUUUGAUUUCCAAGUUCGUUGCUUGGUUUAGCUUCUGAAUACUCAUUUCAGUUCUCUGUCUUCUCACACUAAGGUAGCCUGGCAUUAGCUUUAGUAUUGUUCUAAUCACUUAGCAUAAAUUGAAAUGUAAUUAGCCCUGGAGGACUGCUGUGGUAUAUUUGCUUUCUUACAACAGAAACCCAAACUGCAUCUUGUUCUAAACACUCUAAAUGAAGUGACAAUUCCAUCCAUUUGAAAUGAGUGUUAAUUCUGAGAUGUGUGAUGGUGUCUACUGCCUCAUGGGGGCUUGGCCCAUCUUUUCCCUAAGGAGUGCUACAGAAGGCUGCUGAAAAGAAAUGUAUCUGCACACUUCUGUAGAAUUUGAUAUACUGUACUGACAAAUUAAGGAAAGGUCUUAUGGUUAAUUUUAUGUUCUCAUUUCUGACAGAAUGGGUGGCCUCAGUUGUCUGCUGAAAGCCUUCAGCUGCAUAGGCAAUUUGUAUUAGAAUUGAUAGAUGAACUCCAGGCCAAUCUGUUGUCAGAAGAGAAUUCUUAUUUCUGUUUAUUCUAUAUAAUAGAUAUUGAGCAGAUAAAUACAGUAGAUUUUGAACACUCAUAGUAAGAAUUGCCUUGAUCAUGUUUUUGGGCUGUCUGAUAGCUCUUGUGUGUCCUGAAUUACCACUUGUAGAAGUUGAAGCUCCUUUUCUACUGAGCAACAGUUCAUAUACUGCUUUAGGCAGACAUUAUCAAGUGCCUCAUCUCAACAUGCAGGAAUCACCUCAAAAAGAGCUGGUAUUUAAAUGUCUGUGCCAUAUUGGCAUCUCCUGUGCCUGCCAGCACAGCUGAUAGUUUUUAGCAGUAACUUUCUUUUUGUUUGGAUGUAAGACUUUCCUGUAGGAAAUGCAUGGAGAUCACUCAUUUCUCAUUAAGUCAUUCAGCAGCAGUCAUCCUUCCCUAAACAUGGGCAGUCUUACAGAGAUCAGCUGGCUCUUUUUCUAUCCCCUCUCCCUCCUCCUCCCUUUUCUUUCUCUAUAUUCCACUACCACGUCUAACAGCUUUUAUGUUUGUGGCUCUCAAGUUGAAUACAUUGCCAUAUCUUUUAGAUACUUUUCAUGUGCAAUGCAAAAAUGAUACUUUGCUUUAAAAAAAAGACAACCCACAACCAAAUCCCUAAAAUGAUGUAGAAGUUGAAUUUUUUGGGUGAUGCCUUUUCCAUGUCCAUAAGAUGAAAGCCAUUUUGGACUCUAAACCUAUGUCUUGGUGAAUAAAUUUCCUAACUAAACAAAGCUUGCUUUGGGACAGUUAUCCAAAUGUAUUUCCUAAGAGACUUGAGCAGCUUUCUCCAUGUUGGAAUAAUGUCAGGUAUUUAGUUCUAGUUUAUGAAAAGUAUGGGCAAAUAGCUUAGCCUUGUGGCUGGCUUUUCUAAUCUGACUGAGAAAUAAAAAGUCAUUUCCAUUGGGUUUUUAUACAGCUGCUUCUUUUUUUUUAAACCCAGGUCACUGCAUUGUUUUCUCUAUCCUAUCGUUGAAUUGUCAUGCAAUAAAUACUGUACAGUUAUAGUUGUACCUCUCUAAAGGUUUUGUGAGACUGAAUGCUGUGCUAUCCUGAUUGACCUGAAUAGGCAGGAUACUGCCUUUUCCCACUUUGGAACCUAACAUUACCUUUCAUCUUAUCUUAGGACUGAGAUGAUUUAUCUACUAAAACUAACUUCAACACCUGUCACCUGGAGGUCUUCAAGAAAAGACUGGAUGGGGCACUUAGUGCCAUGGUCUAGUUGACUGGAUAGGGCUGGGUGAUAGGUUGGACUGGAUGAUCUUGGAGGUCACUUCCAACGUGGUUGAUUCUAUGAUUUGCUUAAAUGAUACUUAGUGAAGGUUGCUCUAUCUUCACUGGCUGUAAAUAACUUUUGAUUACAGUAUUGCAUAUUUCAAGGGGGUUUGGUUUACAUUAAAUUAUCCUAUUUAAACUUUUGUAAUGUUUGUUUUUCAAUAUGCUAAAUAAACCUUUUUAAGAUGCCUCCAAUGUUUCUAAGUAUCAAUUCUAUACAGUGACAGUGAGAAUUAUCUAAGUGGUGUUCCUUUAAUUUCCAUUGUUACAUGUACUUAGUUGCAGGGAACCAGUUUGUUUGGAUAACUUAACAUAUAUUUACUAUUUUAGACUUGAUAAUCCUUCAAAACUCAGGCUUAUUUUUAAUCAUUUCUGAAUCUGCUUAUCUUAAAUUUCCUUUAUUUUUUUAGAAGCACUCAUUGUAGCCACAGCUACAUAAUAGUCACUGGCUGAGGGAAAGCAGGAAUUAUUCUCUCCCACAACAAACUGAAACAGCACUCUGUAGCAAAAAAUGUUGAAGUCAGAGGACUUAAUCUCAAAGUUGGCU
Messenger RNA from Pogoniulus pusillus (Red-fronted tinkerbird), 4805 nucleotides. It is a transcript of the gene PRRG1, whose product is annotated as proline rich and Gla domain 1. The transcript has 4 exons. Gene Ontology annotation, molecular function: calcium ion binding. NCBI's taxonomy places the organism in Eukaryota, Metazoa, Chordata, Aves, Piciformes, Lybiidae. The record is from RefSeq and is a predicted model, not a curated record. Bases 192 to 884 code for a protein of 230 amino acids. Gene Ontology annotation, cellular component: extracellular region.